UUGUUAUGAUCUAUCAUGGCGGAAUGUAGUGUUGUGGCUCGAUGUCUACGUCAAUUUUAGAGUGAUAUAGCUUAAGAAAAACGGUGAUAACGGCGAUGCGAGCCGGCGACGUCUGUCACGAAUAUUCGCGUAAGACAACCGUGUUCCUAUGAGCGCCUGCAUCACGGGAGCAACAUCCACGUUCGUGCUUUCGUUCGCCGCCGCCACGGGAAGAAUCGUACACAGCAGCGAGAGCACACACACAACGUACGUUGACGGAGACUAUCGGCCGCCGAAGAGGAGCUGCGACGUCGAGCCGGUCAAACCGAUCGUGCUAUACCUUGACUGGUGCAUCUCGGAACGUCAUCGCCGCAACACGUGAGAGCGCAAGCACGUACAGCGUGCGAACUUUUCCCGCGCGCACUCAUCUCCUGGGGAGUUUUUCGCAGAGGUAUACUAAGAGUCAACCGAUUUAUGCAACGGAUACUGCGUAAACAUUCAACGUCGUAAACAGUUACCUCGCCGCGAGGAAAUUUGGAAACCUGGGCACACGUACGACGCGCGUCCAUUGCUCAUGCUACUAUUUAAGCCUUCUGUCUCUCGGAACACGCGUACCUUCUCUGAACUCGUUGGCUAACUGGUGCCGCAAACGUUGUCUUGUGUAUAAUUGAUGUGCGUUAUUUGCCACACGAAAUACUGGUUAAAACCGACCUUGAGCACAGUUUGCACGCAUCGCGUACAUGCGUAUGUAGGAUUCGUUUUCUGAUAAAGACACUAAUCACCAAGCGCUUUAUUUAUACCAAAUCCUUCGAUGCAAUAACAGCAAAUGCCAAGAACCAACAUGUGCAGAUCUUGAUGAGUUGUAUAAGGGCAUGCAGAAGUUUAACAUACCUAAGUUUCUGUCCAUUUGUUAAUCCGAUAAGUAUCUGAAGGUAUCUCAAAGUGAGUCAUCAGACGGAGUUGACAACUUUUAGGCAAACUUAGAAAGGCAUGCAGGAUAGUUGGUGAUACGGGAGAGAGUGCACUAAUUAGUUUUACAAUAUGACGGACACACGUAGAAGAGUAAAGUUGUAUGCUCUUAAUGCAGAUAGACAAUGGGAUGAUCGUGGUACAGGUCAUGUUUCCUCUUCCUAUGUAGAUAGAUUAAAGGGGAUUUCCCUGUUGGUAAGAGCGGAAAGUGAUGGCUCUGUCUUGUUGGAAAGUAGGAUACAACCUGAUACAGCAUAUCAGAAACAACAGGAUACUUUAAUAGUAUGGUCCGAAGGAGAUAACUUUGACCUGGCUCUAAGUUUUCAAGAAAAAGCUGGCUGUGACGAAAUAUGGGAGAAGAUUUGUCAAGUUCAAGGGAAAGAUCCAUCUGUAGAAAUAACACAAGAUAUUGUAGAAGAAUCUGAAGAUGAGCGGUUUGAUGAUAUGUCAGAUGCAGCACCACCUAUUGAAUUACCUCCGUGUGAACUUAGCCGAUUGGAAGAGAUUAACGAGCUCAUAGAGAAUUGUUUAACAUCCCCGAUGAGAAAAGAAAAAUUAGCAGUAGCACUGGAAACUGAAGGUUAUAUUAAGAAAUUGCUAAACCUUUUUCGUACGUGUGAGGAUUUAGAGAACAUUGAGGGAUUGCAUCAGCUUUAUGAGAUAUUCAAAAAUAUUUUCUUACUUAAUAAAAAUGCAUUGUUUGAAGUUAUGUUCAGUGACGAUACAAUUUUCGAUGUUGUUGGAUGUUUGGAAUAUGAACCAUCGUUAUCUGAGCCGAAGAGGCACAGAGAAUACCUUCGACAAUUAGCCAGAUUCAAACAAGCAAUUCCUAUUACAAACACCGAACUGUUAGCUAAAAUUCAUCAAACGUAUAGAGUUCAAUACAUUCAAGAUGUAGUGCUGCCAACUCCGAGUGUAUUCGAGGAUAACAUGCUGAGUACAUUGAGUAGUUUUAUAUUCUUCAAUAAAGUUGAAAUAGUGACUUUGAUACAGGAUGAUGAGAAGUUUCUUACUGAACUUUUUCGUCAGUUAACGGACGAAGCGACCUUAGAUAGCAAGAGACGCGACUUGGUUCUCUUUUUGAAAGAAUUUUGCAAUUUUUCGCAAAAUCUUCAACCACAAGGAAAGGAGGCGUUUUAUAAAACAUUAACAGCACUUGGUAUACUUCCUGCUUUAGAAAUCACUUUGGCAAUGAACGAUGCGCAGACAAAAACAGCCAGUAUAGACAUACUGACUUAUAUCGUGGAAUACUCUCCAAGUGUUGUAAGAGAUUAUACAUUGCAGCAAAUAAAUAACACAGAACAGGACCAAAUGUUAGUGAAUGUAAUAGUUGCUCAACUUGUCGGAGAUAGCGAUCCUGAAUUGGGUGGAGCAGUACAGUUGGCUGGCGUACUACGUUUGCUUUUGGAUCCGGAGAACAUGUUGGCUUCUGUUAACAAAUCAGAAAAGACUGAUUUCUUAAAUUACUUUUACAAGAAUAGUAUUGGUACUCUAAUAGCGCCUCUCCUAGCGAACACAAUUGGAGAGCGACCGGUGAGAGAGGAUUAUAGAACAGUGCAACUUUUGGGAUUGAUCUUGGAGUUAUUAUCAUUCUGUGUGGAGCACCACACGUAUCACAUUAAAAACUGCAUACUGAACAAAGAUUUACUCAGAAGAAUAUUGGUUUUAAUGAAGUCAACGCAUACAUUUCUAGUACUAUGUGCAUUAAGGUUUAUGAGGAAAAUUAUAGCAUUAAAGGAUGAGUUUUAUAAUAGAUAUAUAAUCAAGGGUAACUUGUUUACUCCUGUAUUUGAUGCAUUUGUAAGAAACAAUGGCAGAUACAAUCUUCUAGACUCAGCUAUAUUGGAAAUGUUUGAGUUUAUUAAAUUGGAGGAUAUUAAAUCACUCUGUUCACACGUUGUUGAAAACUUUUCGAAAGAACUGGAAGCAAUUGAUUAUGUACAAACCUUUAAGGCUUUGAAGUUAAGGUACGAACAACAUCAAGACAAACUGAAAGAUCGCGAUAGAGCAGCGAUUGAUAGUGUCCCAUCAAUUUUGCGGAAUAGUCGAUACCGAAGAGACCAGAGGCAGCUAGAAGAGGACGAGGAGCUAUGGUUUAAUGAAGAGGAAGAGUUUGAUGAGGGUGAGGCGGUGGUACCCGCAAUAGCAGCCGAUCAUAUACUUCCAGUUUCUGCUAAGAAACAAUCGUCAUCUUCAAAUGUUGCACUUAAUCCCGAUCUUGCAGAUUCAAAAAAUCAUCAGCAACAACAGCAACAACAGUCUGUAUUAAACAACAACACGUCGAAUAAUAACAUUACUUCACAACAACCACAAAUCAAUAACAGUUCGUCAACAACGAAUGAAUCACCGAUCACUUCUGAUAUAAAUCCUACUCCAGCUAUUGGCACUGUAGAAAAGACGGGAACCGCAUUAUUUAAAAAGGGGUUAGUGGAUUAUGAAGGAGAUUCAGAUGAGGAAGAUGAAGAUUCGGAAUUAAGUCCUUCCCCAAAGCGACAACGAUUGUCAUAGUAGGCAAACUUGGAGAAAACAAGACAUUUGUGAUUUUUAAUUGCUAUUAUCAUUUCAUGACCCUCCUACAUGUAAAAACAAAUCUAUCCCCUCAUUUUCAGAAGAAACAUAGAUUGAGCUUUCUUGCUAAGGAAUGGACACAACAAUAAGUGCUUUUAAAAAAAAUGUGUGAUGGGCACUCAUUUAUAAGCCUGUGUUGACUUGUGUAUAGUAUGCGAGACAUUAGAGUCUGAAAGAAAGCUAAGUAAACUAUGUGGAUCGAAUGUAUUGGUAAAACAAAGAAAGAAUGAACUUUCUUCAACGAAACGAACAGUGGUAGUAUUGUGGCAUAAUAUGAUGUAGCACAAUGUACUAUAUAAUGCGUAAAAAAAAAAAAGAGUAAGAGAUAUUAAGCAAAUCAUAGUCCAUUCCACUUGUCUGGAAACACUUUGUGCACUAGGAAAAAUAAUCUCAUGGAUAAAACUAUGCAUAGAUUAAGAAAAUUUGGCCAAAACUAGCCAAACUUAGCGACUUACAGAUGAAGGAGAUCCAAGCGUGCGCUUAGAUAAACACAGUGACAAAUUGCGAUGUUGCAAUCAAACUGUGUGUAAACUAUAAUCAUAAUAUCUCACAGUUAUCUGGUAAGUCUGCUAAGAAAAAAAACUUACAACAUGUUGUAAGAGUAAAUGCAAAGGAAAAACAAAGAGUACAUAAUGUACCGCACAAUCAAGCGUUUUGUUUUGCCAUUCGUAAGUUUCUUAUCGCAUGCGAUAACAAACCAAUUCUUCAAGGGAAUCAGGCACUAUGAAACUUUAUCCAGUUCUACAGAAAUAAUAUUUAGUUUGUAUAUAUAUGUAUAUUUGUAACGAUUGUAAAACACAACCAUACUCUUGGAUUAAGCAAAAAACAUACAAUUUCUUUUAGAAUUUGGUUUCCCUUGAAAUACUUUCAACAAGCUUUUCGGUUGUCAAUGUAAGUAGUAGUAAUUGUACAAUAAAUAUUUGAUUUAUGUAUA
Molecule: messenger RNA, 4450 nt
Organism: Linepithema humile (Argentine ant)
Lineage: Eukaryota; Metazoa; Arthropoda; Insecta; Hymenoptera; Formicidae
Gene: flfl
Product: serine/threonine-protein phosphatase 4 regulatory subunit 3 flfl
Biological process (GO): protein dephosphorylation; DNA damage response
Cellular component (GO): protein phosphatase 4 complex; nucleoplasm
Molecular function (GO): protein phosphatase activator activity
Source: RefSeq, a predicted model, not a curated record